UCUCAGUCUAUGGUACUGCAAAAUCGACGCUCAUGUAUUCCAGUCUAGUCAAUCACAGGGCGUCUCCAAUGCAACAGACCCUCAAGUCGGAGUCGAUUGAUCGAUCUCGGCCGCAUGGAAAAUAACAACGUGAUGGACUAUCUAGCUAACUUGGUAACCAACUACCAUUCGGUGAAAAAUGUCGAAUAUAGCGUUGUUGAAAGGGAUUUUCAACGAGGGAUUUAGAGCGGCUCCUUGAAAAUACGAUUACAGAGUACCAGGACAUUUUUACUCCAUCUAAAGAGAACGACCGUUUAAAGAGGAUGCUUGAAUUCAUCCUUCAACCUGAGAUAAAGUUACAUAGAGCAGACCUCCAGAAAACCACACUCUCUAAAGUAGAGGUUCCCCCUGAGCAGCAGCAUUGUGAACAAGAAUGGAGCCUUAGUCUGGGGCAGGAGGACUCGAAGCCCACACAGAUUAAAGAGGAACAGGAGGACCUCCAGACCAGCCAGGGAAAAGAGCCACUUCAAGAGCUGAAGUAUGAUACUAAAGACUUUGUAUUCAUUCCUUCCAGUGUGAAAAGUGAGUCUGACGAGUACCCAACUCAGUCCUCACAUCUGAGCAUAACCCUAAGUAAAGAAUGCAAAGACAGAGACCCCUCCACUGAACAGAUCAAAACAGAACCUGGGGAAGAGGACUCAUCAGAACUAGCCAGUGACUAUAAGCCCAUCUCUGCAGUAAAUCCAGCCUGUUCUGCAGCUCAGGGUGAAAACAUGAGCAGGGACUGGAAGGAGAGUGAAGGACCUCUGUCAGCUUUGAAGACCCGGAAAUCAAAGAGGAUGCAGACAGAAAAAGGACAAAGCUCCCUUAUCAGCUCUAAGGGCAGGAAAUCCGUGGUGUCCCAUCUGAAAUCACCUGUCAGAUCCAGAUCUAAAGAUAUGACGCAUAGGAUUAUUAACACAGGCGAGAAGUAGUAUUGCUGUCGCGAUUGUGGAAAAUAUUUUGCUCAAAGAGGAAAUCUAAAUAAACAUAUGACGAUUCACACAGGGGAGAAAUCAUAUUGCUGUCCUGAAUGUGACAAACGUUUUACUCGAAACAAUCAACUGCAAUUGCAUAUGAAGAUUCAUGCAGGUGAAAAACCACAUCAGUGUAGUCUGUGUAACAAAUCUUUCAGCGUGAGAGGUUAUCUGCAAAGGCAUAUGAAGGUUCACAGUGACACAAGGGAUAAACCAUAUAGCUGCCAGGAUUGUGGCAAAGCAUUUGUUCUGAGUGAAAAUCUGACUGUGCAUAGGAGGGUUCACACAGGGGAGAAACUCUAUUUUUGCCAUGAGUGUGGCAAAUGUUUCCCUUUAUAGCGGUUCUCUGCAAUCUCAUAUGAAGAUCCACACAGGAAACAAACCACAUCAUUGUCAUCUUUGUAGCAAAUGUUUCAUCAGUAGCAGUAAUCUGAGAGUGCAUAUGAGGAUUCACACGGGUGAUAAACCCUUUCACUGCCAGGAUUGUGACAAAUGUUUCACUAACAAAUCCAAUCUGAAUAAGCAUAUAAGGAGACGGCAUAUGGGGAGUCACAGAGGGGAAGAAACCAUAUUACUGCUAAAAUAGUGGCAAAUCUUUCACCACUGGUUUCCAACUCACUAAGGGUAUAUUUGUCCUGUGCAUAGAAAAUGCUUAGUGAUGCAAGUCCAUUAAAUAGUAAUCAGAGAAUACACACUGAGGAGAAAAUAUGUAAGUGCAGUGAUUGUGAUUAAUGCUUGAAAAUAAAUUAAACCCUGAGAGGACACAUGGAGAGAAUGCACAAAACAUGACCGUACCCUGUGUGGGCAUCAGACAGAAGAUUGAGAGGUAGAUGUUUCAACUUCCACAAGUGGAGACAGUUCUUGGGGUGUCUGAAUUAAUAAAUAAUUAAACUCUUGAGAAUGUUGCAUGAUGAACAAAAAGUUGUCUAACAGAGACAUCUGUGGAUUUCUGAGCAACGAGUCCCUGCUCAUUAGUUUGACACACAGGACAUUUGACUGCAGUCCUCUGUAGAUGCUACUUGAACUCACAAACUCACUGCAUUAUUUGACGUUUGUCCUACUGACCUUGGGAAACUAGUGGGAAUUCCAAAUAACCUCUGCUACAUUUAGACUCCGGCAUACAGUGCCUUGCAAAAGUAUUCAUCUCCCUUGGCGUUUUUCCUAUUUUGUUGCAUUAC
Coregonus clupeaformis (lake whitefish) is the source of this 2173-nucleotide messenger RNA. RefSeq lists its product as uncharacterized. The coding region runs from base 303 to 953 and encodes 216 amino acids. The transcript is spliced from 2 exons. Lineage: Eukaryota; Metazoa; Chordata; Actinopteri; Salmoniformes; Salmonidae. The record is from RefSeq and is a predicted model, not a curated record.